AUGAAUAAUAAGACAACAGGUUAAGAUAUCGUAUUUCAAGAGGAGUUUAGAGUUUUUUUAAAUUUAAAUGCUAUGAUAAAAAAAAACAAGUAGUAAGUGUAUUUAAAUUUGCAACUUUUGGAAAAACCAGAACAUAUCGAUUUAUAAAAAUCAAUUUUGAGUGAAAUUCAAAAUAAUUGUCAUGGAUUAGAUUUUGACUUAAUAGGAUGGUAAUAUCUUAAAUUGACAUAAGAAGAUGGAAGUCUAUCAACUGGAAGAUUCAAAAUGAACCUCUUUAAGCCUCCAUUGAGACGACCAUCUAUUAAUGCUACUAAAGUUUAAGAGAUGGAGGAAGUAAUAGACUUUGGAUUAGAAGAAUUUGUUUAUAUAGAAAAAGAUAUUGAAGAUUUUAAAAAGUAGAUGAAACAAAAACAACAUUAGAAACCUAAAUUAGAGGAGAUUAAAGAUAUUCAUUUAGUUAAUAGUCAAUAUAUCGAUAAUAGAUAAUAGUAAUGGAUUAAUGAACAAUUUAAAAGAAGACAUGGAAUCGAUUUUUAUAUUGAUGGAUUAAGAUUCUUACAUGAUAAAAUUAUAGUAUGUAAAAUAUAUAUGGAAGUCUACAAUAGAAGAUAUGAAAAAUUGUUUUAUGCUGAAACUGCUGCCCCUGAUCUCAAUAGUAUGGCUUAUAAUCCAACAUUCUAUUUUAGAAGAGAAUUAAGAAAAGAAAAAUUUGAUCCAACUGCUAUUGCUUUAAUAACAGUUGCUACUGUUGAUAAAAGUACUAAUUAUAACAGAAUUGUUGGUUAUGCAGCUAUAAAUUUAUUUUUGAAUCCUGGAACUAAAUCAUCACCUUGA
This is a messenger RNA of Paramecium sonneborni, 834 nucleotides long. The record is from the annotation of a GenBank genome assembly. Lineage: Eukaryota; Ciliophora; Oligohymenophorea; Peniculida; Parameciidae.